This is a messenger RNA of Physcomitrium patens, 1789 nucleotides long. RefSeq lists its product as uncharacterized. The record is from RefSeq and is a predicted model, not a curated record. Gene Ontology annotation, molecular function: acetylglutamate kinase activity; L-glutamate N-acetyltransferase activity, acting on acetyl-CoA as donor; ATP binding. Gene Ontology annotation, cellular component: chloroplast thylakoid; cytoplasm. Gene Ontology annotation, biological process: L-arginine biosynthetic process. Lineage: Eukaryota; Viridiplantae; Streptophyta; Bryopsida; Funariales; Funariaceae.
CGAUUGCGAGCGAGCAAAUGCAUCAGGUUUUUGAGGCCUGAGGGAGCAGCGGCAAUCGACGGAGUAGAAGGAGAGGGAGAGGAUCUGUGUGGGAAUAAUUCAGGGUAGGGAAUUCAGGAUUUAGGGAGAGAGGGAGGAAAAAAGACGCGGGGAAUUCGUGCCGGUAAAGGUAAAAGAUAAACCAAAAGCUCGUCUUCGACGUCGUCGGAUCUGCAACGGAGUCUUAGAGUCGAUCCCAUUGUGAUUACAUUCAGGAUUUAGAACCACAGUGUGCCGUGUUGGAAGCGCCUCUUGUGUUUUUCUUGUAUUGUAGUAGUUGGUGGAAUUGGUUUCCGGAGGAUUUUGAAUUUGCGGAGACGCCGCGAUGGCUUCGUGGAAAUCCGUAAGCACUGUGCUAGCGAAAGAACCGAUUGGGAUUAGGUCGGCGCCUGCGGAGCUGAUCAAGGGCACGUCGAGCGUGAAGUUUUCCUAUCCUGCGAAGAAAGCGAGGUUUCAGAGAGCUAGGGUGGAGGCAGUGACUGACCAAACUGCGCGGCAAGCUGCUGUGAGAACGAGUCAGUACACAGGGAAAGAGAGAGUGGACAUUUUAGCUGAAGCUUUGCCCUUCAUCCAGAGGUUUCAAGGGAAGACCGUGGUGGUUAAGUAUGGCGGGGCGGCCAUGAAGGAUGAGUCUCUGAAAGAUGGAGUCAUCAAGGAUUUGGUGCUCCUGUCUUGUGUGGGCAUGAAGUGCGUGUUGGUGCAUGGUGGAGGCCCGGAGAUUAAUCAGUGGCUUGGAAAGCUUGGCAUUGAGCCUCACUUCAAAAAUGGCUUGCGCGUCACUGAUGCGGCCACCAUGGAAGUUGUGGAGAUGGUCCUUGUUGGCAAGGUGAACAAGUCUCUUGUCUCGCUUAUCAACAAGGCGGGUGGCUGCGCUGUUGGAAUGUGUGGGAAAGAUGGAAAACUUAUUAAGGCUAGGCCUCUUAGUGAUGACCUUGGCUUUGUAGGCGAAAUCACUGCCGUGGACACAAGCGUGGUGAAAGGAAUAUUGAACAGCGGCCAUCUCCCUGUUAUUGCUACAGUUGCCGCCGACAACGACGGGCAGGCGUAUAAUAUCAACGCCGACACCGCGGCGGGAGAGAUUGCUGCGUCUUUAGGUGCAGAAAAGUUAAUUCUUAUGACAGACGUACAGGGAUUGAUGCUGGAUCACAAGGACAGCAGCACUCUCGUGCCAGAGGUGAAUAUUAAGGGCGUCCGGAAGCUAAUUGAGGAUGGUAUUGUAACUGGGGGAAUGAUCCCUAAGGUUGAGUGCUGUGUGAAGUCCCUUGCGCAAGGCGUACAUUCGACGCACAUCAUUGACGGCCGAGCACCACAUUCUUUGCUUCUUGAGAUUCUAACGGAUGAGGGCGCUGGGACUAUGAUCACUGGCUGAUUACGCUUCUUCAUAACCCUUCAGUUACCAACUCUUGAACAUCCUCAACACGGUGAGCAGUUCCCAUGAGAUUUCAUACUGCUUCCACAUAUCUAAUCCCAACCUCAAUGGCCUCACGACUUACGGUCUAUGUUCGUGUCUUUCACUCUCGUGACUUGUCUUGAGAAGAGAGUUGCUUUUGGAGCUUUUCAGGUUGAAUUUUCAACCUGAAACUUUCAAGUUUGUAACGAAAUCAUCAUUUGACGUAUUCAUUAAACAAAGUGAGUGAACGACGCUGCGUCAUAUUUUUGAGUCCCAUCACUUAGUAAUACUUUAUCUUGAGAUACAGCACAAUGAGAGUUGUCCCCGACGUUAAGAUUAUGAAUGCCAAAUUUCUUGAUA